ACACGUUGACAUUUGUAUAAUGUAUUCGUUGAAAUGAUUUCAAUAUCACAGACAUGUCAAAACUUUCAUGUAUAGGAUACAAGCAAAAUCAACUAUCACAUAUAGAUAUGUUUUCAUUCUAGCUGAUCUAUUUUACUCCAAAAAAUAUUCCACCUACGUGGCUUGUACAAUUAUAACCAAAAAUAUAAACAGUUAUAUUAAUGCGUUUAAUGAAUAGAAAUAACAUCCUUUUACAUGAAGCUAAAACGCAUGGAUUAUGUUUAUAGCUACUUUUCAUUAGCUAGGAAAAGUUAUCAAUAUCUAAUAACUCAAUAACUUAUAAAAUAAUGUCAAUAAAAGAAUUUUAUAAGUCAGUACUAUUUGAUAAGAUAAGCCAGAAAGAACCAUGUGAAUGAUAGAUCAAUUAAUUGAAAGUAAAAACUAUCUAAUUUAAUGGAACAUAAGGUUAAAGGAAAUGCCAGUGGAUCAGAGAAAUCGAGAAAUUUUUUGGGCAAUUGUGAAAGUGAACGGAGGAGUCAACGAUCGGAACAAGAUCGUUGUAGAAGUGGUGGAAUCGAGAUAAAAUAAUGAACCGUUUGAAUGUCCAGUUUUUGAACUUAGUAAGUCAGUUAGUCUUCAAGUUUCCAGCUGUCAGCUUUUCAUAAAAUAACAAGGCUGCUUUGCAUAAUUUAUCUGUUUAUCAAUUGAAGUUACAAAGUUUACAAUUUCUUGUAUUUAAUUGUACUAUUCAUCGAAAUCAAGACAAUAAUUUAAAUUUAUGAUGGAUAUCGAUGCUGUACAUCUUCAACUGGACAAGUAUGGUCAACGACAUUUGUUGAGAUUUUGGGAAGAACUGACAGAAGAUCAACGUGCUGAUUUAACUAAUGAAAUCUUGGAUAUAAAUUUGUCUGAAGUCGAUUCAUAUUUUAAACGGGCUAUAGAAUCAUCUGAAAAUAAUAAUAAAAUAUUAGAUAAUCGAAUUCAACCGAUUGAUGAUGUUAUCGUAUCGAAAAACACUUGUGAUCCUGUGCAAUUGAGUAAAUAUCAAGAAUUGGGAUUUCUUGAGAUAUCUGCUGGCCGUGUAGCUGUGCUAUUAAUGGCUGGAGGACAAGGAACUAGAUUAGGUGUAACUUAUCCAAAAGGAAUGUAUGAUGUAGGAUUACCAUCACAUAAGAGUUUAUUUCAAUUACAAGCUGAGAGAAUAAAAAGACUUGAACUUAUGGCUCAAGAAAGGCAUGGAAAAUGUCAAGGUAUUACAUGGUAUAUUUUAACAAGCGAUGCCACUCAUGAUGCAACUUUAACUUAUUUUGAAGAAAACAAUUACUUCGGUUUAAAUAAAGAUAACGUCAUAGCAUUCAAACAAGGAAUGAUACCUUGUUUUGAUUUUGACGGAAAGAUUUUACUGGAUGAAAAACAUCGCAUAUCUAAAGCCCCAGACGGAAAUGGAGGGCUUUAUCGUGCAUUGAAAGUUCAAGGAAUAUUGGACGAUAUGACAAAACGCCAUAUUCGCAGUGUGCAUGUCCAUUCUGUUGAUAAUAUUUUGAUUAAAGUGGCAGACCCUGUUUUCAUUGGUUAUUGUCUUAGUAAAAACGCCGACUGUGGCGUAAAAUGUGUGGAGAAAACAGACGCAAAUGAGAAUAUAGGCGUGCUUUGUCAGAUUGAUGGUCAUUAUCAAGUGGUCGAAUAUAGUGAAAUAUCAAAAGAAACAGCACAGUUAAGACGAUCUGAUGGUAAACUUGUUUUCAAUGGGGGCAAUAUUUGCAAUCAUUACUUUACUCUAGAUUUUCUUCACGAUGUUUGUUUUACGCAUGAAACUAAAAUGAAACUCCAUGUUGCAAAGAAAAAAAUUCCUUUUGUUGAUGAUGAAGGUGUGAGGCAUAAACCUACUAGUCCCAAUGGUAUAAAAAUUGAAAAAUUUGUGUUCGAUGUAUUUGAGUAUUCUAGAAAUUUAGUUGCAUGGCAAGAGCCACGUGAAAGUGAAUUUAGCCCUUUGAAAAAUCAUGAUUCUGCUGGUGUCGAUUGUCCUUCUACAGCACGACGUCAUGUUCUUGCACUUCAUAAGGAUUGGUUAUUGAAGGCGGGCGCGAAAUUAGUUCAAGGUGACGUAGAAAUUUCUCCACUGCUUUCAUAUGCAGGGGAAAAUUUAAACAAUAUUCCAGAAAUCAUACAGGGGCCAAAAGUAUUUGAAUAAAAGAAUGAUCAAUUUUUGUACAACAAUUGUUAAAGCAUUCCAAAUGUUGUACAAAUUAAAAUAAUGGAUCUAUAUAUUUAGUAAUAUAUUAUCAAAGUAGAUUUCAAUAAUAACAAAAUAUAAAGAUUAUUUAUGCAAAUGAAUUUUUUUAUUAAAUUUAA
This is a messenger RNA of Chelonus insularis, 2331 nucleotides long. RefSeq names its product UDP-N-acetylglucosamine pyrophosphorylase mmy (gene mmy). Gene Ontology annotation, biological process: UDP-N-acetylglucosamine biosynthetic process. The record is from RefSeq and is a predicted model, not a curated record. The coding region runs from base 758 to 2170 and encodes 470 amino acids. The transcript is spliced from 4 exons. Lineage: Eukaryota; Metazoa; Arthropoda; Insecta; Hymenoptera; Braconidae. Gene Ontology annotation, molecular function: UDP-N-acetylglucosamine diphosphorylase activity.